UAUCAUUAUCACAAAAAAUCCCAUCAAACAAGCUCUGUACAUUGAUAUGUUCACUCCUUGCUUUCUCGAGUAAAAGCCAAAAGGUGUCGAGAAAAUGAAUAGAAAAAACAACUGAUAUCUCAGUGCCACAGUACCCAAAGAAAAGACCUUUGGUGACGAUCGUCUUUCUUCUUUGCCUUAGUUGAACAAAUCCCUUAAGAGAUUGAGGAAAAAGCUAGUUCUGCUUUUUAAAUAUGGAAGUUAAAGAAAAAAAGAUUGAAGUAGUUGCAGAAAAUAAGCCAUUGAAGGAUUAUGAGAGGGCAAGACGUACAUGGACGAUUGGGAAAUUCACUACUUUAAAUGUAUCAAAGUAUGACAGUAAUCCAUUUGAGAUCAAUGGAUAUACAUGGAGAUUACUUCUUUUCCCAAAAGGAAAUGGCGUCGAAUAUUUGUCUGUGUAUCUUGGGGUUCCUGAUUCAGAUAGCUUACCAGAGCGGUGGACUAGAACAGCCAAGUAUAGUAUCGAGCUGAUAAACCAGAUGGAUAGCACGAAAACUAUCAAGAAAGAAAUAAUACACCAAUUCAGUUCACAAGAAAGUUAUUGUGGCUUCACCUCCUUUUUUCCUCUUAAUAAAUUACACGAAAGAAAUAGUGGUUAUCUUGUUAAUGGCGGAUGUGAAAUUGAAGUGGAGAUACAUGUGAUUCAUGCUUCUCCAGUUUCCUCAGAUAAACCUUCUGAUUCAUCUGUCCCUGAUGAUCGGAGUGUGGGUAACUCCGUUGAUCUAGAUGUUGUGGAAUCCAUAUACAGCAACGCCAAAUCCUUCCUCAUGUCAGUGUCAAAGGAAUCAACCAGUGUAGUAACUGAUGCUACGUGUGUAAUGCAUUCGACAAAAGACAACUGUGCACGUUUGGCAAAAGAACGGUUCAACGAGAUGAUUUCGUUGCCUUUAGAUGAUUUUGUCAAUCCUGAGCACGAAACUUUAAUGGUAGAGACUCUGUCUAAGCUUGGCGAUCACCUGAAUUUGUUCUCUGAUGAACAGGCCAAAGAAAUUAUGAAGUUGAAAGCUGUUUUCCCGACAUCUAUACAGGAGUGGAGAGACUCGGUUCAAGUUAAGGUCAGUUGCCAACGGUUCUUGUCUACUUUUGAGAAGACAAAGAAUUUGCUCGAAGGUUCAGUGAAAACUGAAGAGGGAAUAAAGACUAAACUGGAACAGUUGAAGAUCAGAGAACAGGAGCUGAAGGCACAGUUAGAGGCACUUCAAAAUGACAGCCAACGACUUGUGAAGGAAAGACUGGAAGUAUCGAAGCAGACGCAGAAAAUUCAUGCCCUUGCAGAGGAGCAGGCUGGCAAAGUUAAAGGCAAAGAGAUAGAAAUAGCUGGUGCAGAGAACAAAUUAGAGGAUUUAAAAUCUAUCUGGGCUUCCAUUAAAUCCCUCUUCACUGAAGCUUGAGAUUUUCGGCUCCCAACUUGUAUGUUUUGGUGGGGAGAUAAGUGAUUUGCUCUUUUGUCUGAUGUCUAAUUAACUUUCUGUAACUAGUUGUGUGCUUCGUUUGAAAUUCUGAACUCGUACGUUUUUGCUCGUUUCUUAGGUAACUUUGUUUCACGGUCUAACUGUCCCCAGUCCCUUAAACCUUGAAGGACAUGCUGAUAUCUAGCA
Molecule: messenger RNA, 1637 nt
Organism: Olea europaea var. sylvestris
Lineage: Eukaryota; Viridiplantae; Streptophyta; Magnoliopsida; Lamiales; Oleaceae
Product: MATH domain and coiled-coil domain-containing protein At3g58270-like
Exons: 6
Coding region: 234-1430 (398 amino acids)
Molecular function (GO): protein binding
Source: RefSeq, a predicted model, not a curated record